Messenger RNA from Chrysochloris asiatica (Cape golden mole), 1299 nucleotides. It is a transcript of the gene MBOAT4, whose product is annotated as membrane bound O-acyltransferase domain containing 4. Gene Ontology annotation, biological process: lipid modification; peptidyl-serine octanoylation. Gene Ontology annotation, cellular component: endoplasmic reticulum membrane. The coding region runs from base 1 to 1299 and encodes 432 amino acids. The transcript is spliced from 3 exons. NCBI's taxonomy places the organism in Eukaryota, Metazoa, Chordata, Mammalia, Afrosoricida, Chrysochloridae. The record is from RefSeq and is a predicted model, not a curated record. Gene Ontology annotation, molecular function: serine O-acyltransferase activity.
AUGGAUUGGCUUCAGCUCCAUCCUCUCUAUCUUUAUCAAGGGGCUGCUUUCCCUUUGGCACUGCUCUUUAAUUAUCUCUGUUCCAUGGAUUCAUUUUCCACUCAUGCCAGAUACCUCUUUCUUCUGGCUGGAGGACACCUCCUGGCCUUGGCUGCCAUGGGAUCCUAUGCUGUGCUUGUCUUCAUCCCUGCUCUCUGCGCUGUGGUUCUGAUCCUCUCCCUCAGCCCACAGGAAGUCCACAGGCACACUUUCUUUUUCCAGAUGAGCUGGCAGACCCUAUGUCACUUGGGUCUGCACUACACGGAGUAUUACCUUCAAGAGCCUCCUUCCAUGAGGUUCUAUAUCACUCUUUCUUCCCUUAUGCUCUUGACGCAGAGGGUCACGUCCCUCUCUCUGGACAUUUGUGAGGGGAAAGUGAAGGCAGCAUCAAGAGGAAUCAAGAUCCAGAGCCUUUUGUCUGAGCAUCUGCGGGAGGCACUGCCCUAUUUCAGCUACUUGCUCUUUUUCCCUGCCCUCCUGGGAGGCCCUCUGUGUUCCUUCAAAAGAUUUCAGGCUUGUAUUCAAGGAUCUAGCUCUUUGUGCCCUGGGCAUUUUUUCUGGGCUCUGACCUGGAAGGCUUUGCAGAUUCUCGGGCUAGAGUGCCUAAAAGUGGGCCUGAGGUGGGUGGUCAGUACAGGAACAGGACUGGAGGAUUGCCAACAACUUGAGUGCAUCUAUGUCAUGUGGUCCACAGCCAGCCUCUUCAAACUCACCUACUACUCCCACUGGGUCCUGGAUGACUCCCUCCUCCAUGCAGCUGGCUUUGGGUCUGAGUUUCCUCAGAGCCCUGGUGAGGAAGGAUACGUCUCAGAUGCAGACAUUUGGACCCUGGAGACAACCCACAGGAUAUCUAUGUUCACGAGGAAGUGGAACCAAAGCACGGCUCACUGGCUCAGACGGUUAAUAUUCCAGCACAGAGAAGCCUGGCCACUGUUGCAGACAUUUGCCUUCUCUGCCUGGUGGCAUGGCCUCCACCCAGGACAGGUGUUUGGGUUCUUCUGCUGGGCCGUGAUGGUGGAAGCGGACUACCUGAUUCACACCUUUGCCAAUCGGUUUAUCAGAUCCUGGCCCGUGAGUCUGAUCUAUAGAACUUUCGCCUGGGCCCACACUCAGCUCAUAAUUGCCUACAUCAUGCUGGCUGUGGAGGCACGGAGCCUCUCUUCUCUGUGGUUGCUGUGUAAUUCUUACAAUAGUGUCUUUCCCAUGGUGUACUGUAUUUUGCUUUUUCUAUUAGCAAAGAGAAAGCACAAAUUUAACUGA